GCCGUAGAGCGCAGGCGGAGAAGCCAAAGCGAGGAGCAGCCCGGCCGAAAAGGGAGACGCGAGAGUGACUGGCUUGUUCGGCCGUCCGACCGGCAGGGAUGGAAGCAGAGAAGAUGGACGAGAAUGAAUGGCGUUACCACGGCGAGGGCAACAAGAGCCUCGUCGUCUCGCACAGGAAGCGUUGCAUAGUACUACGUUUCUUGAAGUUUCCCCCAAACCGAAGCAAGACACCAGAAGAUAUCUUUCACCAACUUCAGAAUAUAGUACACUUUGGGAAGCACAUUAUGAAGCAGUUUUUUGGGGAAAAAUAUGUCCAUUACGGGGAGGUUGUGCAGCUAUCUUUGGACUUUGUAAGACAGCUUUGUUUAAAGAUCCAGUCAGAGCGACCAGAGUCUCGCUGUGAUAAAGACAUGGAUGCUCUUAGUGGCUAUGCUAUGUGCCUUCCUAACCUCACCAGGCUACAUUUUGCUGAACAUCGACCAAUACUUUGUGUAGAGAUAAAACCCAAAUGUGGGUUCCUUCCAUUCUCCAGCCAUGUUUCACAAGAGAUAAAACACAAAGUAUGUCGUUACUGCAUGCAUCAGCAUCUAAAGGUAGCAAAAGGAAAGUGGAAGCGGCCUAGCAAAUACUGUCCACUAGAUCUCUUCUCAGGAAAUAAACAACGAAUGCACUUUGCCUUGAGAAGCCUGUUACAAGAGGCUCAGAAUAAUUUAAAAAUAUUUAAGAACGGUGAGCUAAUUUAUGGCUGUAAAGAUGAAGACACGCUCUCUGAUCUGAAUGAACUUGCUUGCCACCUGAAGCCUUUCUUCUUUCCUUCAAAUGGCCUGGUCAGUGGGCCACAUUGUACAAGGACAAUUCUGAAAGAAUUAAUCCACGUAAUCACGAUGACUCUGUUAAGUAGCACAGAUGACUGCAAAGCAGGGGAUAUGAAGACAGUUCCUACCUCACAGGGAAGGAGUUAUUGUGAAGCCAGUGCUUUCACUAAAGAGCUUAUAAGAAAUGGUAAAAAUAAAACAGAGACAUCUGGUUUGCCAAGGGAUUGCCUGCUCUACAAAACGCUUCAGGUGCAGAUGUUGGAUUUGCUGGACAUUGAGGGCAUUUAUCCUUUGUAUAACAGAGUAGACCAAUACUUGGAAGAGUUUCCUGAAGAGAGGAAUGUAUUACAGAUAGAUGGGCCUUACAAUGAAUCAUUCUAUGAAAAGCUGCUAGACCUCUCAACAGAAGAUGAUGGAACAGUAGAUUCUGAGCAGAGGCUGGUGGUUCCAACAUCAAAAUCAAGAUUCACCUUUUCACUCUCAGUUUUGGACUUGGAUCUUAAGCCAUAUGAAAGCAUUCACCAUCAGUACAGACUGGAUGGGAAGAUAGUAAACUAUUAUUUGAAAAACACACAGGCCAAAGAUGACUCUGUGAUGACUGGUCUCUUGAAAGAGAAUGAAAACUGCACACUAGUUCUCCACAAAAUGUAACUAGCUAGAUUUGUGAGCAC
Molecule: messenger RNA, 1486 nt
Organism: Gekko japonicus
Lineage: Eukaryota; Metazoa; Chordata; Lepidosauria; Squamata; Gekkonidae
Gene: IPPK
Product: inositol-pentakisphosphate 2-kinase
Exons: 12
Coding region: 99-1466 (455 amino acids)
Biological process (GO): inositol phosphate biosynthetic process
Cellular component (GO): nucleus
Molecular function (GO): inositol-1,3,4,5,6-pentakisphosphate 2-kinase activity; ATP binding
Source: RefSeq, a predicted model, not a curated record